CAGUAAUAGCACAAGCGACCUAUCCACAUGACUUGAGUCAUUGAUGCCAUGGUAUCCGAAACCCAGCAGGCCGAGGACGGCGAGGCUUGGCGCCAAGCGUUGCUCAGCAAGAUUGUUGGAGAUGAUGAGUUGAGUGGAGAAGACUUGGAACGCCAUGAACAGUUCCUGAAAGCCAAAGAGGAUGCACUCGCCGCCCUUGCAACUCAGCAAGACGCUGUCGCUAAAACCAGCAGUCUGAGUCGAAGAACCCAGCAAGUGCGCUUUGAAGGCAAGGCCUUUGAUGAGGAAACUGCGAGAAAGUUGGAGUUGAUUGCAGGAAGGGCAGCGAAGGACGCUACCCGGCGAGAGAUGGAAAGGUCAAAGCAGGCAAGUCAAGCACUUACUGCGGCCAAACAAGAGGCUCAGACUGCCUUGCAGGCAGCCGUUGCAGAACUGCCCAAAGACCAGAAGGCAGCGAGUUUGGCACCAACAUGGAUUUCCGAUGAAGAGUACAAGGAGCUGGGAUACCCACAGUUGGACCCAAAGUUCAGAAGCAAUGAGUGGCAAAAGAAGCAGUUGCAACUGGACAGUACCGAUCCACGGCACAAUCCCAAUCUGAAUCGAGACCAGAACGAUCCGGAGUUCUGGUACCAUGCUGCAAGAAAGCCUUUCAACAAGGCCCUGCUACGAACGGAGCAACAUUGGAACAGCCGGAGAGAGGUUUGGCUGAAGCAGUUUGAGCAGGUGAAAGAUUUGAAUCAGAAAAGAGAGCUCCUUGCAGAACUGCUGGAGGAUACCUCCACAGAGGUGAAGCGCUUGGUGGCACCGAUCCUCCACUUCAGCAUUACCAUGAAGGUCUUAAGCGGCUUCGUGGAGAAGGCCAAGCAACUGCGAAAAAGCUUCCAUGAGAUCGUCUCUUCUGAGGAGAGUCUGACUAUUUUGCAGGGCAUCCGGGAUAGAGUAGAUGAAUUUGGAAGUCAGGCGGCCGAUGAUAUGCUGACUGAGUAUGAUGCUAGAGCCAGGACAUUGGCGACAGAUCGACAAGAAGAAAAACAAGAUCAGGAGAAGAAAAUAGCUGAUGUUCACACCUUGGCCCAAAUCAUGAAUUGGGGGCAGAAGUGCAAGAAGGAUGGCCUCGUGGAAUGGGAGCAAGGCAAUUGGAUGGAGGCCUAUGUGAGUUGGAGGCAGGCAGACGACACCUUGCGUCCCUUCAAGGCCGCGGAUAAGGAGAACAACCAGGUUUACUCUGAGCUUCACACAGCUGUGCUCAAGAAUCUCUCUCAGGCUUGCAUGAAGCUGGGCUUGUGGCACGAGGCUGCCAAGGCGGCCGAGACUGCCACACAGCUUUCUCCGGAAGAUCAUAAGGCUUGGUUCCGGUGGGCUUGUGCAUUGGAGGGUUUAGGCCAGCUUGACGAGGCAGAGGAGUGCCUGCACAAGAUUGAUGAGUGCUCGGUUGGACGACCUGACCGAACUCGAAUAUCAAAGGAUACGCAGGCCAAGCGCGAAAAGCUACAAGCCUUGCGAGAUCGAGAGCAAGCAUCGCUGAAGAAGACUUUGGAGAAAGCAAUUGCCAGGAAUGUGUUUAGCGAAGAGCGCCAGGACCAAGAUCAAGUUCUCCAGGACUUAGCGUGUUUGUGCUGCAUUGCUGGAAGAAGCCUGUUGCAACCACCCACAGUGUUGCCUUCCAUGAGGCAACAGCCUGCUGUCUCUCCAUCCAAAGCAUUCAUCGAAGAGGUCAAACUGCUCAAGCCCUUUGCAAGGAAGGCAGCUGUGAAGUGACUUUGGACUUGCAGGAAGCCAAUGAAGUGACCCGGAAGCAUCUCACAAAAGAAGGUGCCAAGGACUUGCUGAAGGAACUUCGUGAUGCAUACAGAGACACCACCUUCCAGCUGCAGAUCUUCAAACUUGCGCGGGAUGUACGUGGCGAGAAGCAGCCGUUCCUCACGAACUUGGCUGCGCUUGCUUUGCCUUUGCAGAAGCCUGUGUUAGAAGCGUUUGGCUUCGCACCCAACGAGAAGGGAUUAAAGGAGAUGAUUCGAGCACUGCAGGAUCACCUCCAUGGGCCUGGGAUGGAUGAGACUGUAAAGAGGGCAGCUGAUGAGACCACUAUGGCACUAUACGGAGUCAUGUAUGACAAGCUUACACGCCCCGAUGACUCUCACGAAGCACCCAGACUAGAGGCCAGACUCGGCCGCGAUCCUCGUGAGGAUGAAGAUUCUAGUUAAAUAUCAAAAGAA
Messenger RNA from Durusdinium trenchii, 2216 nucleotides. Lineage: Eukaryota; Dinophyceae; Suessiales; Symbiodiniaceae. The record is from the annotation of a GenBank genome assembly.